Molecule: messenger RNA, 306 nt
Organism: Sycon ciliatum
Lineage: Eukaryota; Metazoa; Porifera; Calcarea; Leucosolenida; Sycettidae
Product: keratin-associated protein 21-1-like
Exons: 2
Coding region: 1-306 (101 amino acids)
Source: RefSeq, a predicted model, not a curated record
AUGGGCUAUGGUAUGGGCUAUGGUAUGGGCUAUGGUAUGGGCUAUGGUAUGGACUAUGGUAUGGGCUAUGAUAUGGGCUAUGAUAUGGACUAUGGUAUGGGCUACGGUAUGGACUAUGGUAUGGGCUAUGGUAUGGGCUAUGGUAUGGACUAUGGUAUGGACUAUGGUAUGGACUAUGGUAUGGGCUAUGGUAUGGACUAUGGUAUGGGCUAUGAUAUGGGCUAUGAUAUGGGCUAUGGUAUGGGCUAUGGUAUGGACUAUGGUAUGGACUAUGGUAUGGGCUAUGAUAUGGGCUAUGUUACAUAA